This is a messenger RNA of Meleagris gallopavo (turkey), 1077 nucleotides long. The record is from RefSeq and is a predicted model, not a curated record. NCBI's taxonomy places the organism in Eukaryota, Metazoa, Chordata, Aves, Galliformes, Phasianidae.
AUUAUUUUGUUGAUUACAGCAUGGAGAACAUUACAGUUGGGCGGUUCUGAGCUGGAUGCUGUUGAGAAGGGCUGUGGUCAGUGUGAGAUUGACCAGUGUGAUGGGAGUGUGGGAUAUGGAGGAAGCCCAGAUGAAAGUGGGGAAACAACACUGGAUGCAAUGAUUAUGGAUGGCAACACUAUGGAAGUUGGGGCAGUUGCAGAUCUCAAACAUGUGAAAAAUGCAAUUGGUGUAGCACGAAAGGUCAUUGAGCACACUAAGCAUACAUUAUUAGUGGGAGAGUCAGCCUCCCUGUUUGCUGUACGCAUGGGGUUUCCAUAUGAAGAUUUAACUACCCAAAGAUCUCUUUCAGUGUUUUCAAGGUGGCUUAAUCAAAGCUGUCAGCCAAAUUACUGGAAGGUACAAUGCAAUCAUGGUGAAGGGGUGGAAUUUGGUAGCCACAGUAAUGUUACUGCAACAUUACCUCUUCCUUUCAGCUUACAUUGAAGUUUUGCUUUUGCACAUGUGGACAAUAACUGUUCCAUGUAACACACAGAACACACCUGGAUUUGUCAAAUGCUUGGACUCAGAAAGAGUAUAUGAAUAGCUCCUACUUAUUAAAUCUUGCAGUUUUGACCUUGCUUGCACAGUUUUGGUAUGGGAUAUAUAUAUAUACACACAUUUAUUUAAAACUCUAAAUUUGGGCAGAACUUCUCAUGCUAAACAAAAAAGUGAGAGUACUUUCUGAUGCAUGAAUAAGGUUCUGGAAGGAAUCUUACAGUAGAAGUUAGCUGCCUUAAAUACAGUGGCUUUAUGCUGAACUGCGGGCAUGUUAGAUCAGUGCAGCUGUCUGUUUUUAAAACUUGCCUUUUUGUGGGCUUACUUUAUUUUGGUAUAGCUAUUGUAGGUUUGUAUUUGUCCAGUGUCUUUUUUGUUUCUUGCGUCUAAAAUGCUGCAUUGCUGAGCCAUUUUAAACCAAUACAUAUUCUCACUUUCAAUUGUGAAAAUAUCUUUAGCACUGACUUGAUGUAAUAUCUUGAAAUUAUUGAAGUAAAUUCAAUUUAUCCUUGUUUAAAGCUUUUCUUUAAAAAGCAAAAA